This is a messenger RNA of Haliotis rubra (blacklip abalone), 1284 nucleotides long. RefSeq lists its product as uncharacterized. The transcript has 3 exons. Gene Ontology annotation, cellular component: membrane. Bases 37 to 1284 code for a protein of 415 amino acids. NCBI's taxonomy places the organism in Eukaryota, Metazoa, Mollusca, Gastropoda, Lepetellida, Haliotidae. Gene Ontology annotation, molecular function: sulfotransferase activity. The record is from RefSeq and is a predicted model, not a curated record. Gene Ontology annotation, biological process: carbohydrate biosynthetic process.
GAAGUGCGACACUGGCUUAUUCGGCUCGUCAACACCAUGCGACGGAGACCUAUUAUCGCUGUCCUUGCUGUGAUUCAAGGCCUAGGUGCUUGGGUCAUAUAUUUGCGGAUGACAGGUGGAACUUUAAAACGACCGGACCUUUCAUCAAGCAGUAAUGUUGAGGCACUGAGAGACCUCAAAUCACCUCUGACGCAAAGCCCACUGAUGAAGGCUCACCUUGAACGAAGAUUUGCUCAUAGGAGAAAUAUGUUGAAAGAGGCUUGCGACCAUUUCGGGAAUAAACAAUUCCCAAGAAAUGUCAACAAACACCUGACGUACGAUCACAAAUCUAGCCAGCCAACUUAUUCCAUGUGUAUGAUACCAAAGGUUGGCAGUACCUUCUGGAGACAAGUUUAUACUGCAUAUAGGAAAACCGCUGACAAGUCAAAACCCAAGGGAGCGUAUGAUAUUUCCAUUGAAUAUGAUCGCGGCUCGCUCAGACUAUCUAACACAAUGUUGACAUUUGUUAGAGAACCGUGCCUGAGAUUGUUUUCGGGAUAUGUUGAUAAAAUAUUCUAUAUCAAUCCUUCGUUCUGGAAUACCUUAGGAAGGUCUGUCGUUCGAUUUAACGCUUCCCAUACUAAAAGAUCACGUGGCGGUCACGAAAUAACAUUUGCCGAGUUGGUGGAUUACGUGCUUUACUGCCAUGAAAACAAAAAGCACAUUGACAGCCAUUUUAAACCAAUGAGUGAACACUGUGGGUUUUGUGAGAUUGAUUAUACGUACAUUGGGAAGAUGGAGACGUUUCGAGAUGACGUGGUCUAUAUGAGUGACAUCAUGGGUUUGCUCAACUUUACGACUGUCGGGGAGAAUAUACUAAAGUAUUGCUUCCACGGUAAGUCGGAAACGAUUUACAGACUCGGUCAUCUUGUGUUUUAUCACACUCGGAGGGCCAUGGAAAGAUCCGGUGUGUCACUUAUUGAAGGACUCCGGAGAACCUGGAAAACAUGGCAGAUUCGGGGAAUGAUAUCGAUAGAAUUUCCAUUACAAGCAAAUGAUACCAAAAUAACAUUCGAACGUUUCAAUGAAUUAGCACAAAAAGCAUACAAAGCGUCCAAGCCCAGUAUUCUACACGAGGCGAGAGACAGAGCACUGAGACAGGCAUACGGCUCCCUGACCUAUGAUGCUAAGGUCAGAUUGAUGAAGAUGUUUGAACCUGAGUUCAAGAUGUUUGAUUAUAAUCCUAUGCCGGACUUCGUGUUUGGGGAACAUCGGAAUGAAGACAGUAUUGAUCUUUUUUCAUAA